Molecule: messenger RNA, 4656 nt
Organism: Anthonomus grandis grandis
Lineage: Eukaryota; Metazoa; Arthropoda; Insecta; Coleoptera; Curculionidae
Product: tachykinin-like peptides receptor 86C
Exons: 10
Coding region: 449-1786 (445 amino acids)
Biological process (GO): G protein-coupled receptor signaling pathway
Cellular component (GO): plasma membrane
Molecular function (GO): tachykinin receptor activity
Source: RefSeq, a predicted model, not a curated record
GAGAUAAUUGGGAGACAAGUUCGCAUGUAAAUUUGUCCUUAAUUGCCUUUUUUUUCGGAUACAGGAUGUGAAUUUUGUCUACAAUUGAAAGCCAAAUUCGUAAUAAGACAUGAAAUAGCUAAUAAUUUGUAUUUAAAUGAUAUUCAAGGACACCCUGUCUAGUUCAGCUAAUUAUUAACUGGAAAUAUUAAUCACGUUCAGAAUACAUUUGUUUGUUUACUGAGAAUCUCCUCUAACCGUCAAUCUUCUUAAUUUUUAGAUUAAUAUUCAUCGGUGACGAGACAGACAAUGUAAUGCCUGGAGCAAUUGACUAUUUAGAGAGGUCACGGUAAACUAAUAACUACCUCCCAAAACGGUCGCGUUUACAUAGAGAAGUGUAUAGAGAUAAAUCAGCGGGAAUAUAUAUGUAGUCGCUUUGAAGAAAAUGUGAGAAAGCAGCCAUGCCAAAAUGAACUAUAGCGGCAUUAAAACGGAUGUAUUCCGCUUGAAUGUUAUGGAUGGAGGAGUUACCAAUUUGACAAACGAGAAUUGGGUUAGGAACAGAUCGUUCCAGGGUCUAGACUAUGGACCUCUAUUGGAGGGCUCAGGGUCAAAACAAUCGGCAUCCGAUUUUCCGAUGUGGAUUCAGGCCGCCUGGAUUGUCGUUUUCGGUGCGAUGAUUAUAAUCGCCACUGGUGGAAACUGCAUCGUCAUUUGGAUCGUUAUCGCACAUAGAAGAAUGAGGACUGUCACCAAUUACUUCCUAGUGAACCUAAGCACCGCGGAUCUCCUUUUGACUGUCUUCAACUGUACUUUUAACUCGUUUUAUAUGAUUCAAAGGAACUGGCCCUUUGGAGCAAUGUAUUGUACAGUAAGCAAUUUCAUUGCUAAUGCAACAGUGGUCGCAAGUGUAUUUACUUUAACCGGGAUAUCAUGCGAUAGAUAUUUAGCUAUAGUCUAUCCGCUUCAUCCGAGAAUGUCAAAAUCGUCGUCACUGUUCACGAUAUUCUUUAUAUGGACAUCCAGUAUGAUUUUUGCCUCUCCAUGUCUGCUUUAUUCCACAACGAUAAUCUAUAGGUAUCGAGGGGUCCAACGGACCGGCUGUAUAAUGGUCUGGCCUGAUAAAAAGCUUAUGGGAUCCAAAUACGAUUUAGGGUAUCAGAUGCUGUUCCUUAUUUUAGCGUAUUUGGUGCCCAUGACGCUGAUGUCGCUGAGUUACACCAUGAUGGGAAAAGAGCUGUGGGGCUCGAAAUCAAUCGGGGAGCUGACUCAGCGUCAGCAGGAUUUAAUCAAAUCGAAACGAAAGGUUGUAAAAAUGUUUAUCCUAGUUGUAGUAAUCUUUGGAAUUUGCUGGCUGCCCUACCACAGCUACUUCAUUUACGUGUACUUUGACACUAGCAUCAUCUACAGCAAAUACACGCAGCACGUUUAUUUAGGAUUUUAUUGGUUCGCGAUGUCUAACGCCAUGUUCAAUCCGCUGAUUUACUAUUGGAUGAAUGCUAGGUUUCGUCAAUACUUUAAAAAAGCGAUGUGCGGAUGGCAUAUUUACUUCAUCACUGUAAAAAGGAACAGUGACACUCAUCAGGCGUCACCGAAAAAUUCUGCAGACUCAAAAUCUGGUGCCCUAAACAACUUAUCAGUGAAGGCGGUUAAGCAAUCCGAUAACGCGUUUAAAGAUGAAAAGAGACACUAUGCCCUUAUAGCAGGAACCAAUGGUAUUCCACGAGAGCAACAGAGACGGAUGAGCAAUCGAGCUACCAGGACUACUUCGUUAAAAAAGGAUUUAAGAAAAACCACGUUUUUGUGAAUCACUAAAAUAGUGUCGUGCGGGUCGUGUACUUUUAAGUUAUGCCUCUUGUUUGGCAUUUUUUUUUGUGUAAAUGAAAUCUAUAAGAUCAUGAAGACAUUAAUAGUGUUGUGAGUGUGUGACUUCUUCGAAAGAUACCCAUUAUGCUAGGUUUAAUCUUGCUGCCUAAUACCCCACUAAAUUAAAUUAAUUUUAUACAAAAAAAAAUUGUUUUAAGGGUAAUAAGAGCAAAACAUAUUUAUAUAUUUAUUCCUGUGAGUAAAAUUCACUAAAACGUGCCCAAUUUAAUUAAAAUCCUUUGUCUGUACUUUGUACUUUAAUCGGCCUAACACUUUCGCGUUUGGAAACCGAAUAACUGCGUGAGUUUCACACUUUUAGAAACCCCCGAGCGGAAAACUUCAUUACGAAUGGGGAGUAGAACAAAAAUAAAAGAACUUCUCAAUUAUCCCUUGUUACCUGAAAAGACCCUAGUGUUCUUAUAUAAGUUCGUAAUCAUUUUUUUUUAAUAUCACAAAGUGAUUUAGGGGUUGAAGUUGUUGGAGUUCCUUGGUCUCUUAGAAUAACUUUAUACAGGCCUGAAUGCACUGGGAAGGGUUUAUAUUGACAUAUGUUCUAAAGCUCUUAGUGGUACGCCAUUUAUCUUGCACUAAAUUUGUUCUCUGGACUAACCUUUGGUAUGAGGUACAUGCAGAAGGCAACAUUAUUCCAAAUCUUUUAUAUAAACUGAAAAUUCCUGAAUAAUUUCGUGCGAAAUGCCUGGAAUAAAACUAAAAUUUAUUUGAAAUGCCUGAAAAUUAAUUUAAAAUAACAAAUUUUUUCAUAUGCUAAUUAUAUAAAUUACAGGAUUUUUUAUGUAUUUUGUUUGAUACCAAAUUUUCAAUUUUUGAAAAUAUUAAAAAAAAAAGUAUUGAAUCCUCUUUAUACUGUAGUCCUUAGUAGUGGAAUAAAGUGGGAUUUACCAUAGAAACUUUGGCGCCCAACAGUGUGGAAUAUGACUAUUAACUCCUUUAAUGAUGACGCAAUUAUAGUAAUUGAAUAAUGACGCAAUUUGUUGUAAUAAUUAUAAACAGGUUUAAUUUAAUUAUUUAGUUAAAUGUUCCUAAACUGAGCGUCUAUCGUAGUUUUAUCUAUGGUUAGUCGGUUGCUUUAUUAAUGAGCAGACGCUGGUUUAAAGGUGAGAGACCCUGAAUUGAAUUACUCUAAAAAUUAUUUUUUGUCUAGGAAAGACUUUCAAGUGGAGAAAUUUCUUCAAUUUAGGGAAAAAAUUGCAUUUAAUUUUUUUUAAUGGAAAUUGUAGCAGGUUUAGAACAAUACGGUUUUAAUGAAAGAUGUGUUAAAUAAAUGAAAGUAUGUAAGGGUGAAAGAAGAUUGACUUUAUAUCUAAUAGAUUUUGAGAAAUUAGCGAAAAAAUGUAAUUUUUUAAAGUCGUUAUUUUCGACUCCUAUGCAAAAAAAUAUUUUUUUUAUUUUUGUAGCACAAUAAUAAGGCAAUUAAUAAGUGUUUCUCUUCUAUUAUCCAAAAAAAGUAGCAGGAAAUGAGUUAUUUGAGUAUUUCUGAUUUUUUACAAGAUUUUAUGUUCUUAAAUUGUAGAAAAGGUCAAACUUUUGGUUUUUUUAUUCCACGCUGUUGGGCGCCAAAGUUUCUACAGUACAUCCUGCUCCACUGCAGUUUUCGUCUUUAACAUAAAAAAACAUCUACAGGAAAGUAUUUUAUUAAUAUUUAUUUUUUUUGCUUAAAAUACUUGAAUGCUAAAAAUCCCAAUAUUAAAAAAUAAAAAUAUUAAACAAAAAACAUGAUAAAUACAGAAUUGUUCCAUGUAUUUGUGUGUUUUUUUUUUAUAUUAAGUAUAUAAAAAUCGUUUGUUUUAUCACAGUUGGGCGCCAAAGUUUCCACCGAAAAACUAGUCAAAAUUUCCGAGGAAAUUUAAUGAAAAAUCCACUUUUUAUAAAUAAAUUAAUAAAUAAAUAAAAAAACAGAUUAUUAUUAUUAUUAUUAUUAAUUAAUAAGUUUAAGUUAUUCGACCAAAAAAAAACAAAUAUUUUUAAAAUAUUUUAGGAAACUUAAACUCCUGGAAUAAUAUUAAUAUUUUUAUAAAAUGCCUGGAAUUUCAUGGGAAAUGCCUGGAAUAAAACUAAAAUUUAUUUAAAAUAAAUGCCUAAAAAUUAAUUUAAAAUAACAAUUUUUUUUAAUAUGCUAAUUAUAUAAAUUACAGGAUUUUUUAAGUAUUUUGUUUGGUACCAAAUACGGUUCUAAUGAAAGAUGUGUUGAAUAAAUGAAAGUAUAUUAAGAGUGGUAGAAUCAAAAAUGAAAUUUAUUGAAAAUUUGACUCAAGGAAUUAAAAAUUCCUUGACGAUUGACAACAAUCUAAGGUAACCAUUACGCAAACUGUAUAAAUUAUUUUCUAGCAGUGAGCAUUAGCAAAACCGACUAUUCGCUAUCAAUUGGUUUAUAAAAAAAGAAUAAACAUUAAAAAAUAUUAGAAAAAUCUCAAUAAAAUAAUUAUCCUUUUACAAAGGUGCUGAACAAAUAAAAAACGAUAGCCCCUUAAAACUGCUUAAUAUAAUUGUAAAAAAUACAAGGGUCAGAAUAAACCUAACAUUUCACCAGUGCUGUAUCAAACUAAGGUUUCAGGAUGCAAUUAAAUGUUUUAAAUAUAAAAUAAGGUUUUCUAUAUAUAAGAUAUUCAUUCACACUCAUUUAUAUGUUUUUAGUUAGUUCCUAAUUAUAUUAGUUUUUAUACGUUUCUAAAUUAUUUCCUAUAAAAAUAAGACUUUGAGACUAACAAUAAACGAGAACUAAUGUAUAUUUUUACUAAUCAAGUGUAAUAUAUCGCAAAUAUAACGUUAUAUAUAUGUUUCAAAUAAAUACAA